Messenger RNA from Aureococcus anophagefferens, 1050 nucleotides. RefSeq lists its product as hypothetical. Gene Ontology annotation, biological process: deoxyribonucleotide biosynthetic process. Gene Ontology annotation, molecular function: oxidoreductase activity. The transcript has 2 exons. The coding region runs from base 1 to 1050 and encodes 349 amino acids. Lineage: Eukaryota; Pelagophyceae; Pelagomonadales; Pelagomonadaceae. The record is from RefSeq and is a predicted model, not a curated record.
AUGGCCGCCCUCGCCGACUCCACGCUCCACAACGUGACGAAGGACGUCGCCGCGUGCAAGCUGUCGCCGCAGCGCUCGGUCGCCGAGCCGCUCCUCACCGAGGACCCGCACCGCUUCGUGCUCUUCCCCAUCGAGCACGACGACGUCUGGCAGAUGUACAAGAAGGCGGAGGCGUCGUUCUGGACGGCGGAGGAGAUCGACCUCUGCCACGACAUCAAGGACUGGGACCAGAAGCUCAACGACAAGGAGCGCCACUUCAUCAAGCACGUGCUCGCGUUCUUCGCGGCGUCCGACGGCAUCGUCAACGAGAACCUGGCCCAGAACUUCGCGACGGAGGUGCAGUGGGCCGAGGCGCGCUGCUUCUACGGCUUCCAGAUCGCCAUCGAGAACAUCCACUCCGAGGUCUACAGCCUGCUCAUCGACACGUACAUCCGCGACGCCAAGGAAAAGCACGAGUGCCUCACGGCCAUCGACACCAUGCCCUGCGUGACCAAAAAGGCCCAGUGGGCGCUGCGCUGGUGCGACCCGGACCGCGCGUCCUUCGCGGAGCGCAUCAUCGCCUUCGCGGCCGUCGAGGGCAUCUUCUUCUCCGGCUCGUUCUGCGCGGUCUUCUGGCUCAAGAAGCGGGGCCUCAUGCCCGGCCUCUCCUUCUCCAACGAGCUCAUCUCCCGCGACGAGGGCAUGCACUGCGACUUCGCGUGCCUCCUCUACUCGAAGCUCCGGAACAAGCUCCCCGUCGAGACGAUCAACGCGCUCAUCGGCGACGCGGUGACCAUCGAGAAGGAGUUCGUCGUCUCCGCGCUGCCCGUGGAGCUCAUCGGCAUGAACUCGCGGACCAUGUGCCAGUACAUCGAGUUCUGCGCGGACCGGCUCCUCCUCGCGCUCGGCUGCCCGAAGCUCUACGAAGCGACGAACCCCUUCGACUGGAUGGAGCUCAUCUCGCUCCAGGGCAAGACGAACUUCUUCGAGAAGCGCGUCGGCGAGUACGCCAAGUCCGGCGUCGGCGUCACCAAGGAGGAGGCCGCGUUCUCCACGGACGUCGACUUCUAG